This is a messenger RNA of Lepus europaeus (European hare), 5163 nucleotides long. It is a transcript of the gene EEF2K, whose product is annotated as eukaryotic elongation factor 2 kinase. Gene Ontology annotation, biological process: protein phosphorylation. NCBI's taxonomy places the organism in Eukaryota, Metazoa, Chordata, Mammalia, Lagomorpha, Leporidae. The coding region runs from base 228 to 2405 and encodes 725 amino acids. The transcript has 18 exons. The record is from RefSeq and is a predicted model, not a curated record. Gene Ontology annotation, molecular function: calcium ion binding; ATP binding; calmodulin binding.
GAUCGUCCCGUGCGCCCCGCUCGCCGCUCGCCUGCGUCCCCGGGGAGUCUGCUGCCCUGCACCCUGGAGCGCCGGGCCGCGAGCCUCUGCCGCCUUCCCCGGAUCCUCGCGGCCGUCGGGAGCCACUGCCGCGCGCCGGUGCCCGGGAGAGGGCCUCUGCCGCUGCACUUGCCCUGGAACUCUGGCUGUGCCACGUCCCCCUUGGGUAACACGGGCACCCCUGGAACAUGGCCGAUGAAGACCUCAUCUUCCGCCUGGAGGGCCUUGGUGGCCGCCAGUCCUCCCAGACUGGCCACGACGGUGAUUCUGACGCAGACAGUGAUGAGGAGGAAGGUUACUUCAUCUGCCCCAUCACGGAUGACCCCCGGUCCAACCAGAAUGUCAAUUCCAAGGUCAAUAACUACUACAGCAACCUAACAAAAAGUGAGCGCUAUGGCUCCAGCGGGUCCCCAGCAAGCUCCUUCCACUUCAAGGAAGCCUGGAAGCACGCGAUCGAGAAGGCCAAGCACAUGCCGGACCCCUGGGCUGAGUUCCACCUGGAGGACAUUGCCACAGAAUGUGCCACGCGGCACAGGUACAACGCUGUCACUGGGGAGUGGCUCCAAGAUGAAGUUCUGAUCAAGAUGGCCUCUCAGCCCUUCGGCCGAGGAGCAAUGAGGGAAUGCUUCAGGACGAAGAAGCUCUCUAACUUCCUGCACGCCCAGCAGUGGAAAGGGGCUUCCAACUACGUGGCCAAGCGCUACAUCGAGUCCGUGGACAGGGACGUGUACUUUGAGGAUGUGCGUCUACAGAUGGAGGCCAAGCUCUGGGGCGAGGAGUAUAAUCGGCACAAGCCCCCCAAGCAGGUGGACAUCAUGCAGAUGUGCAUCAUUGAGCUGACGGAGAGGCCAGGGAAGCCCCUCUUCCACCUGGAGCACCACAUCGAGGGGAAGUACAUCAAGUACAACUCCAACUCGGGCUUCGUCCGUGAUGACAACAUCCGCCUGACACCGCAGGCCUUCAGCCACUUCACGUUUGAGCGUUCUGGCCAUCAGCUGAUUGUGGUGGACAUCCAGGGUGUGGGUGACCUCUACACUGACCCACAGAUCCACACGGAGACGGGCACUGACUUUGGAGAUGGCAACCUAGGUGUCCGGGGAAUGGCACUCUUCUUCUACUCUCACGCCUGCAACCGGAUUUGCAAGAGCAUGGGCCUUGCUCCGUUCGACCUCUCGCCACGGGAGCAGGAUGCAAUAAAUCAGAACACCAAGCUGCUGCAAUCAGCCAAGACCAUCUUGAGGGGCACAGAGGAAAAAUGUGGGAGCCCCCGAGUAAGGACCCUGUCUGGGAGCCGGCCCCCCCUGCUCCUUCGCCUGUCAGAGAACUCUGGAGAUGAGAACAUGAGCGACGUGACCUUCGACUCUCUCCCUUCCUCCCCGUCUUCAGCCACACCACACAGCCAGAAGCUGGACCACCUCCAUUGGCCGGUGUUCAGUGACCUUGAUAACAUGGCAGCCAGAGAGCAAGAGCAUCUGGACAACCAGCGGGACUCUGAGAACAGUGGGGACAGUGGAUACCCCAGUGAGAAGCGAAGUGAACUGGAUGACCCCGAGCCCCGGGAACAUGGCCACUCUAAUGGGAACCGGAGGUGCGAGUCUGACGAAGACAGCCUGGGCAGCUCCGGACGGGUCUGCGUGGAGAAGUGGAAUCUACUCAACCCCUCCCGCCUCCACCUGCCGAGGCCUUCGGCGGUGGCCCUGGAAGUGCAAAGGCUCAACGCUCUGGACCUGGAAAAGAAAAUCGGGAAGUCUGUUUUGGGAAAGGUCCAUCUGGCCAUGGUGCGCUACCACGAGGGCGGGCGAUUCUGCGACAGGGACGAGGAGUGGGACCGCGAGUCAGCUGUCUUCCAUCUGGAGCACGCGGCCGACUUGGGCGAGCUGGAAGCCAUCGUGGGCCUGGGCCUCAUGUACUCACAGCUGCCCCACCAUAUCCUGGCCGACGUGUCUCUGAAGGACACGAAAGAGAAUAAAACGAAAGGGUUCGACUACUUACUGAAGGCAGCUGAAGCUGGUGACAGACAGUCCAUGAUCCUGGUGGCACGAGCUUUUGACACCGGUCAGAACCUCAGCCCAGAAAGGAGCCGAGACUGGCAGGAGGCCCUGCACUGGUACAACUCUGCCCUGGAGAUGACGGACUGCGAUGAGGGCGGGGAGUAUGACGGCGUGCAAGAUGAGCCCCGCUACACACUGCUGGCCAGAGAGGCCGAGAUGCUGUUCACAGGCGGCUGUGGCCUGGACAAGGACCCGCAGAGAUCAGGGGACUUGUACACCCAGGCGGCCGAGGCAGCAAUGGAAGCCAUGAAGGGCCGUCUGGCCAACCAGUACUACCAGAAGGCAGAGGAGGCCUGGGCCCAGAUGGAGGAAUAACUUGCACCCUGGUCCCAGGCAAAAGGGCCAGGAGGAAAAAGGGGGAAAAAAAAAAAAAAGACUUAAUUACUUCAGGGAGGGGAUUAUUUUUAAUAUGUUGUAAAUCAGCUUUUAUAUUUCAUUUUGUGACUCUUGAAGUUGUCUUUGCUGCUUGCAGAGACACUACAGCUGUCCCACAGGGGGAGCGGGGAUUGAAGAAGCAGCCUAAUGAGCUGACCUGUUAUUUUGAGGUUCUGUUUUUAUUUUUUAUUAUAUCUUUUUUUUUUUUUUAAUGUCACGAGAUGUUAGUAAUUGCUUUUCUGCCUCGGAUAGACAAUGUGAGGGCUUUGCUCCCGAGAUUUCAGGCUGCAUUGAAAUCUCAGGCCCCAGAGCCCCAUCUCUUGUCAGAACAUGGGCUUCAGGAGACCUGCACGUGAGCUUGUUGCAGGGCGCGCGUCAUCAGGACAUGCCACAGAGCCUUCUUCCUCAGAGCAUCUGGAAGCACGUGUGGCUUUUUUCAGUGGAUGUGACUUAUUUUUUAAAUACCCUGGGCCCCUUUUUACCACGGAGAAGAGCCUGCAUGCUGACUCAAGCUUUCUGAUCUUUUAGUUUAAUUUCCUCCUGUAAUCUGAGUGGUUUUCUGACACACAGUUAAAUUCCAUUUCUAAGCAUGCUUUCCACUGUGGGCUUCACAAAACAGAUCUGUUUGUAUGCGCACACUGACUACCUCCAACGCCUACGGCUGGCGUGGCUCCAGUCUUUCUCCAUGCGAAGACGGCGGUUGCAACGUGCAAGCCUUGCCUUCCAGCAGAUGGGUGUUGUGCAUCUCGAGGGCGGAUCCACAAAGUGACUCAAGUGCCCCCCGAUACAGCAUCCCAUGUUCUUGUACAGAAUCUGCUCCCCAAUCCCUACCUUCAGAUUUUCUGCUUGAGGCUGGGCUGGUUUUCUUAUCAUUUGCAGCCGGAUGCUUUCAGCAACAACCCCCUGAGGUUUCACUAAGAAAUUUGAGAAUGAGAGGCCAAGAACUGUAAACACUCAUUAAUCCCAGUCGAUUUCCCCAGGGUCAGGCUACAGUUGUCUUUAUUUAAUGUGCUUUCCGUGUGAAGAGUCCAGACUGAAUGUUAGUAUGACUUCAGUUUCAAAGAGCAAAGAAAACAGAUGGCUUUGAUCAAGCCCAAAAGCUAGAGCAGCCUCUUUCUUUGAAUUCAGACACACAAAAUGCAGGGUGUAGCUUACAAAGCCAUUCUUACCUGUUCAUUAGAAGAGAUCUUUCAACGCUUCAGUGUUGAACGCUACGGAGUCAUGAACUUGGACAGAGUCAGGAGGUGUGCCCAUAAAGGACGAAAACCAGAGUCAAAAUUCCUCUUGAAAAAGUCCUUCAGCCACCCAGAAAUUCCCUGAGAAGUUAGAACUCACCACCAUUUUGUCAUCUGUACCAGAUGAGUUAGUUGGCUUGCGGUCAUUUGUGUGUGUGUGUGUGUGUGUUUUAAACCAGUGUCUACAGUUAAAUCGCACAUGUUAAGUAUAAGAAGCAACUUUAUUGUGACUUGCCUCUUCAGAGUAAUCAGGCUCAUAGAAUCUGUGCUUUUUGUUGUUUAUUCACCCAGCUUCUCUGUCUUUGUCUCACAGAUUUUUGUUAUAUGUAUACUAUAUUUAUGUUCCCCAACAUCAUCUUCAUCUCUUUGUUCUUUAUCAUCUCUUCUCUGGCAGGAAUUGGCAGACUAUUGUGUAAGGGGCCAGAUAGUAAAGAUUUUAGGCUUUGCAGGCCAUUCACCCUCUGCUGCGUCCAGUCAGCCCUGCUGCUGGUGUAAAAAGGCACUCACAGAUUCUGGUUCCUCCAGCCAAUUCAUGCUUCGUUGUCUGGACUGGCUUGACCCACCACCCCCGUGAUCGAUCCCAUGGCUUCCCGUCAGGAGGUGGUUCCUUCCUCCUCCAGGAGGCUGGAAUGCUGCAGGUGGUCAGCUAAGCUGAUGCUUCUGGAAGGACCCUGGAGAGUAUAAAAGUAACUUGCAAGAUGUUGAGAUCCGUCUGAGCCAGUGGAAGAAUUUUAUCUUACCUUCAGUACUUAAUUGUGUGCCUUCUAACAUUGGGUGGGACCUCUUCGUUUAACACAAAUGCUGGGCAUGCAGAGAGAGAGAGCAAAUCGAGGAUAGUCCAGCCCAACGAGGAAGACCUCAGAGACAAUCUUCAGAUGCAAGAAGCAAGGAAAUUCCAGGAGCUUAACAGCCAUAAUGUCCCAUCAGGUGCCUUCAUGUCAUAGAUGGCAAAACCAAGGUUCUAGAAGUAGGUUUCUCUCGCAGUGAUACUACUGGCUAAAAGCUUCACCAGGCCUAGGAUUUGAGAGCUGUUGUUCCAUAGAAGAUCCUGGGAAUAUAAUUUGAAGUGAAACUUUCAGUUUCACUCUAGAUAAGAGGAAAAGACUUGAGGGAUAUGAGAAAGAAAGAAAACUCAAAUUUCUGAGUAUCCCGUCCCCACUUCCUUCACGUGGGACACUGAGAAUGUAUCAAAAUUUGACUUUGACAAACUUGUCUGCCAUAGUAAAGGCGUCCUACAGGUGUUGGCAUGGAUACAUGCAGCUUCGAUGGGAUUGGGGAAGGAGGAGACAAAAUAUGCACACUCUCCACCUGGAUUUGUGCCUCUCUCGUUUCUGAGGGAACCACUCAGCCCACUCAAGGUGGACACUCAGCGACAUCCAGGGAACAGUUUGCCGGACAGAUUGAUUUUUGCCUAUGUUCUGAGUUCCAUUUUGUCCUUCCAAAUAAAGUGGUUUCUUUCUUUU